CCAAGGUGCUGCGCUGUGACAAGAACGUCCCAGUCCCCAAGAAACUCGCCGCAGGCGAAGUGUUGGUCAAGGUGCAAGCGGCGGCUCUCAACCCAUUAGGCUACAAGCUCAUGGGCAUGUUGCCGGGCUUCCUCGCCAAGAAGCCAUACAUUCCAGAGUACGACCUCGCCGGCAUAAUAGUUGAUGCCAACGGGACUAGUCUCAAGGAGGGUGACCAGGUUUAUGGGUGGAUUCCUGCAACCGUCCCGGUGAAGCCGGCAAGUGGUACCCUCGCGCAGUAUGCGAGCGUAGCUGCCGAUGACCUCGUCCCUCUUCCCGCCAAUAUUACUCCUGUGCAAGCCUCGGGAAUAACGGUGGUAGCCUUGACCGCUUACCAGGUUCUCUUUGACGUUGGCGGCCUCCAACCGAAGCAGAGCGUGUUUAUCAACGGUGGUAGCACCGCGGUUGGCUCAUUUGCCAUUCAAAUUGCCAAGGCAACUGGUUGCAAAGUUACCGCCAGUGCUUCCGCGAAGAACGAAGAGUAUGUGCGGUCACUCGGUGCAGAUGAGUUCGUUGAUUAUACCAAGGCACCGCUACACAAGACUCUCGCCGCUAAUCCUCCUACUCCGAAGUUCGACGUCAUUUUUGAGGCAGCCGGUCUCAUGGACACCUCGCUCUAUACACAUAGCGAGGUGUACCUCGCCCCCGGCGGCAAAUUCAUCUCCGUAGGACCUCAGCCGAAAGGAUUCGAUGUUGUCGGGAUUCUCAAAAUCGCGUGGAAAAUCUUCCUUCAACCACGCUUCCUCGGUGGCACCAAGCGUUCUUGGAAGGUCCACCAGGUCCAUCCCAAGCGCGCAGAUCUGGAGCAAAUCGCAAAAUACGUUGCUGAAGGGAAAGUCAAGCCUCUCGUAGAUUCAGUAUAUGCCUUUGAAGAUGCUUUGAAAGCGUACGAACGUCUGUUGACUGGCCGGGCGACCGGCAAAGUGGUGAUUAAGGUGGAUCCCGGAGUUGUCGAGUGAGGGCUUCGCAGCGAUGUCAUUGUAGUGAUGUUUGUUUUGUCUUUCUUUUCUUGUUAUCUGGAUGGUGUUCUUUGGAUGGUCUCUGUGUGCUAGGACUGUGCUCGUAGAUUUAAUUGUACACCCGGAAUCACCUAGCUUAUUUAGUGCAUAUGCUUUGUUCUCGCUGACUUGGUAAGAUGGCAUACGGCUACUCGAAUGACUUGUUUGCCUGGUUUGGUAGAAGCGCUCAAUGCGAUCGAGAUCGACCC
Fomitopsis serialis is the source of this 1246-nucleotide messenger RNA. RefSeq lists its product as uncharacterized. Gene Ontology annotation, cellular component: mitochondrion. Lineage: Eukaryota; Fungi; Basidiomycota; Agaricomycetes; Polyporales; Fomitopsidaceae. Gene Ontology annotation, molecular function: oxidoreductase activity. The transcript is spliced from 6 exons. The record is from RefSeq and is a predicted model, not a curated record. Bases 111 to 998 code for a protein of 295 amino acids.